AUGUCUCCUUCAUCCAUCCGAAUCCUGCUUUCAGUCCUACAAAAACCUCGUUACCUCGCUCUUCUAAUCCUCCUUCCAUUAUUUGGUUUCCUGCACUACCAGUGGUCAGAUCCAGCUUCGUCCGCAAGACCCAUCAAACUGACUGGAGGCACUACACAUAGCCCUUGGGAAGGAUUAGCGUUCUCAGAUCAUGAAGAUGAUGUGACUACUUGGAAACCUGGAGUGGUGGAAUGGCUGAAUUGGAAUCAGGAUGAUAGGAAGACGUUACUCGUCACUGGAGGUGCAGGUCAGAUAGGUCAAUCACUCAUACCUUUUCUCGUCGAGAAGUACAAUAUACAUGUGAUGGAUAUAGCCCCACGUCCAUCUUCACUACCCAUAUCAGUCAACUACCACCGACAAUCUAUCCUUGCUUCUUCGGCAUCUCUUUCCAAUCUGUUUUCGACUAAUUCCUUCGAUGGUGUGAUUCACUUGGCUGCUAUCUCUCUAGAAUCUUGGUGUAAAUCAAAAGAAAAUCAAUGCCAUGAGGUGAAUGUGGAAGGUACACAAGCAGUAUUACAACAAGUCGAGAAAACUCUGACAGCGAAACGAAAACGAUUGUGGGGAGAAAGCAAAACUCCUUGGGUGAUUCUAGCUUCUUCAAUGGAUGUCUUUCCUCAAGAAGAAGGUGUAAGUGAAGAAAGUGGUAAAAACCCUCAAACUACUUUAGGAAGAACCAAACUUGCCGCUGAGAACGUUCUCGAGGAGACCAUCAAUCGUUCAGCAGAAGAGAACGAAGCUGGAAUACAGGGAUUAAUUUUACGAUUUCCUGAAGUGUAUGGUUAUCAUCAAGCUAUAUCUAUCCCGGAGGCAUUCAUACCUUCUCUACUUACAAACGCUCUGACCAGUCUACCUAUACAAUACUCCUCCGAUACCCCUUCUUUAGAUCUUUUGCAUAUCGAUGAUGCAAUUUCCGGUAUAUUGAAAGCGAUCUUACGAAUAGAAGAUAGUUCUAGAUUAGGUAAACCUGGAGAAGUAGAAGCCAUAAACUUAGUUUAUGGCAAACGAUGGCAAGCUCAGGAUAUAGUUGAAUUGGUCCGAACUGAAACGAACUCAAUGUCACCUUUGAGGGAUAUAGGAGAUAACCAUUCACCUCAAAUGCCAAGUUUUUCACGAGGACUCGCAGGAGAGAAAUUAGGUUGGGAACCUGAAAUUUCAGCACCUGUGGGAUUAGGUUUAUCGCUACAAGCGUUAUCUGAAGAUAUAUCUGAAUAUUCAAGGAAAUGGCAUCAAGAUCAUUGUUCACCUACAUCUGAUUUCCCUUCUCCUUCAGAAAAUGACCAAUUGAUCAAUCAUUUCGUCGAAGACGAACGUAAUAAAGAUUUAAAUAAAUUGGAUAAAUGUUCGGUAAAUAUAGCGUUUGAUCACGAAGGCUUCUUACAUCAUGUUAAAUGUCAAGAUGGAAAACAUUGUACAGCAGAUGGUGAGAAAGUAGUUGCUAUGAAUUGGAAUCAAAGUGUUUUCAUUGUUCACAAAACGACAGGAGGUGAAAACAGAGAAAGAACAGUAAGAGUCAUGUUUGAAGAAGAAAAAGGUAUGGGAUAUUUAGGUUAUCGAAAGGGAGAUAACGCACAAGUGGGAUUAGAGCUCUUUGAUCGGAAUACAGUGGAAGGGCAAAUCGAAUUUGAAGUGGAAGUCAACCGCCAUUCUUCCUACCUCAGACUACUCAUUCCCGGAACCGGUAAACAAAUACAUGCUCUUUCCAACACCACCGACUCAUCGACUUGGUUCACUCUUGAGCCCACUACAAAAUGGAUUGAUCCACAUUUCGAUUUAAGGAUGAACGUUCUCUGUUGUCCUUCUGAAGGGGAUUGGCCAUUGUUGCUAGACGACUAUGAAUCUGCCGAUAUUCGAUUCGGUUCAACUGGUCAAAUCCCGUUCAACUCUUCACGUCGACUCCAUCUAUGUGGUCAAGCAGAACAAGCCGUUCGUUAUAAUUUCGGUCGAUUAUCAGCUGCUAGGCAAGCUGUAAACAAAGUGGAGAAUGGACAAGAAGCACACGUGUGGAAAGGAGAUCAUGGUGUUAAUACCAAAACAACACCUUAUGACUGGGCGUUGAGAGACUUACCGCCCUGUUACAAUGAUUGUAAUUCACCUGCAAUUUGUGUCCAAACAGGGGAAUGUAGGUGUGUUCAAGCGGAUCACUGUCAACCUAGAAGGGAGAAUCCAACCCUAUCCUUAUACCCUGUAACAUCAAAUGUGGUGUCCUCCAAGAAUAAAUCACCACUUGGGACUCUGGCUGGAUAUUCACCCAGCCUUACCAAUGCGGUUGCACAGAUGGACUGGAAAGACGUCUUACUUCCUCAAGCAAGAAACGCUUUAAUGGCUCAUCCUGACUUUAUCAAAGUUCACGUGGCGGAUGGAUAUAAAGGCCAACAAGAAAUCGAAUCUUCAGAUUGUCAUAAUCUUCAAACCAAACACUGUUUCUCAGCAGAUUCAAUAUUAUACAAAGCUUUGAGACAUAUUCAAGUUCCAGCUGAAGAAGCUGAAUUGAUAGUCGUACCUGUAUAUCAACAAUGUAAAGGAACCGAAUUUCUAUUACAUGAUGGUAUACAUCAUGCGAUGGAAAAUAUAUCUGGAGUGAAAUCAGGUGAAAAGACAAUGGCACUAGUUCUGACUCACGAUUGGGGAAUCUGCGUUGCUUUUUCAUGGGAGAUAUGGUCAGCAAGAGAGCAACCUUUAUAUCCCGAUUGGAUUCUGAAUAACGUAUUGGUUUGGUCCGUGAUGGGAGAUUAUGAUUCACCUUGUUAUAGACCUCACCAAGAUGUUGUUAUCCCAGCAAGAACAUGUCAAUCCUUACAUCUACGAGAACACUUUCCAGACGUAGAACAUAUCAAACCGAUUAGGGAAAGAUCACACUUAUUGACUUGGUCUGGAACUUAUUGGGGUACAGGUAAAAGCGAUAGGAUAAGGUUAACUUGUGAUAGAGGUGGUGUAGGUGAAAAAGAAUUAAUCAAAGGAAAAGGUCAACAAAGUAGUUUUGAAACUUGGGAUUAUAUGAAUGAUCUCAAUAACGCCCGGUUCUGUCCUCAGCCUCGAGGUAUAGCAGGCUGGUCACCAAGAACGAACGAUGCUAUCUUCGCAGGAUGUAUACCUGUGCUAAUUGCAGAGGGAUCGCAUUAUCCAUUUGCAUCAUACCUCGAUUGGUCAAAAUUUUCCGUCAGAGUAGCACCAACAGAAUUAGAUCGUAUAGAAGAGAUAUUACUCGCUAUACCAUUAUGGAAGAUUGAACAAAUGCAAGCUAAUUUAGUAACUAUAAGAGAAGCUUUCAUUUAUUCUACAGAUGAAAAUCCACAAGAUGAACUAAGAAGAAAAGGUCCUAUGUUCUUCGCUUUACAUGAAGCGGGUCUAAGGCUUAGAACUAGGUAUCCUAUCAAAGAGGAAGAUGGUAAUUGA
Messenger RNA from Kwoniella shivajii, 3432 nucleotides. RefSeq lists its product as uncharacterized. The transcript has 5 exons. Gene Ontology annotation, molecular function: glycosyltransferase activity. NCBI's taxonomy places the organism in Eukaryota, Fungi, Basidiomycota, Tremellomycetes, Tremellales, Cryptococcaceae. The record is from RefSeq and is a predicted model, not a curated record. The coding region runs from base 1 to 3432 and encodes 1143 amino acids.